AUGAACCAGAUGAAUGCCGGUGGGAUGAAUCCCGGGGUCGGAGGCCCCGUCGGUGGUAUCCCCAUGAUGAGCAACGGCUCCACUGCCCCUCGUAACGAUCAAAACAUGAACAACAACUCCGAUGGGAGUCUCAACAACUUGAACACAUAUAUCUACGAUUACUUUUUGAAACGCGGUUACCACGACUGUGCACGCGCUCUUCUCCGCGAAGAAUCAAUGAAGGUCAACACGGCGGAGCCCGGUACCAAGACGAGUCCCGGAAGUCGCCAGAACGAUAUGAACGGUAUCGACGGCGACAUGAUGACCGACGGCAAGGAUGGCGAGAAGAUCAAAAUUCCCGAUGAUCUGCCCCGUGCUAUGCUUCCCAACGAAAGUACACAAACAGCCUUCCUGCUGGACUGGUGGGGUCUCUUCUGGGAGUUCUUCCAGGCUCAGCGCAAGAGAGGAAAUAACCACAACGUCCAGACAUAUCUCUCACACAAUCAGACGCUUAUGCGUGUCCGUGAGCAGCAACAGAAUCAACUUAUGCGGCAACAGCCGAUGAUGCCUGGCCAGAUGCCGCUUAACAUGCGUCGCAAUGGCAUGCACCCGGUACCUGCCAACCUUCAAAAGACGGUGUUGCAAAAUACCACUGGCCUCUCGCAGCAGCAAUUGGCCCAGCAGUUCCACAAGAACCAGCAGUUGCAGAUCAUGCAGCAGAUGCAACGUGACCAGCCCGACAUGGACAUGAACGGCAAUCGGCCGCAGUCCCCAGCAUCUGCGGACAACGCUCCAUCCCCAUCGAAACGCCCGCGCCUCGAAGGAGGCCCCGUCAACGGACAACAGCUCGCACCUAACGGACGUGGUCAGGGACAAGGGAUGCAAGGACAGCCUAACCCCCAGGCUCAGGCUAUGAUGAUGCAAAACGGAAUGAACAGGGGCAUGAACCCGGCGCAAUUCCAGCAGUUCCAGCAAGGACAGGCUGCGCAACAAAAAUCUAUGCAGGUAUAUGCUCAAAACUUGGCCCUUCAUCACUCUCGCUCAGCAUUGUCUCCUCAGGGUCUUCCGAACGGUGGUAUGAUGAAUCCCGGCGUCAUGCCGAAUCAAACGGAUCUUGUGACGAUGCCGGAUGGCAAUGGAGGAAUGUUCACGGUGGGUCCCGAUUACUAUCAAAACGGUCAAAUGCCGCCUCGAGCCAAUAUGCAACAACAAAACGGCCAGCAAGGCGGUCACGGCAACCAUGCUCUCCAGGAUUAUCAAAUGCAACUCAUGCUGCUUGAACAGCAGAAUAAGCGGCGUUUGCAAAUGGCUCGUGCCGAGCAGGACAGCAUGGCCCGUGAUGGUCAACCAAUGCCCGGUCAGGGACAGCUGCCACCGGGCACUUCCCCACAGGGCAGUCGCACAGGUGCCUCGCCAAACCCCAGUGAACAAAUGAAGCGGGGUACACCUAAGAUGCCCCAGAGUGGUCUUCCUGGUUCCCCUAGCGCCGGCGAUAUGGGCCAGAACCGUGGAUCUCCGGGAUCUAUGAAUCUAAACGGCGGCCCAAUGCCACCCGAGAUGGCUGCUCAGUUCUUCCAAGGCAACCCCAACAUGCGUCCCCCAAGCUCUAACCCACAAUUCACUGGUCCCCAGAUGGGUCAGCCCAUUCCUGCCGGUGUCGGCCGCAUGCCCAGUGGGCAGUGGCAGCAGCCCGGUCGCACCCAUCCCCAAUCUCCCCAGACGGGGGCAAACGCUCCCCCCACCCCUCAGCAGGGCAAUAAGCCAGCUCCCGGCAAAGGCAAGAAAGAAGGCGCCAAGGAGAACACCCGCAAGCGACCCAAGAAGGGCGCUGCUGCCGCUGCCAAUGCCGCCAAUGCUCAAGCUACCGAAGCUGGAGAGACGGCACAGACUCCUACUCCAUCCACCCCUGUCACUCCACAACAUCCUAAUUCCUUCAACAAGGCCGGUGUCAACGGAGGUGCCAACGCGCAAUCCCAGCCCACCUCGGCCCCAGCUCCCCCAACUAUGGUCCAGCCUACCAUGGAUCCCAACCCGCAACCUUACAAUGAUCUCUCAAUGCCUGAUAAUGCCUUCAAUCUUGACUUUGGCCCUCUGGAUACCCCUGAUCUCCUGGAGAGCUUCGACUUCGACACCUUCCUCAACACCGAUGCUGGUGAUGGGACUGGCUUUGGCUUCGAUCCAAAUAUGCCUCUGAUGGACACCGUCGAUGCCGCGGGUCCAGACCUGGGAUGA
Molecule: messenger RNA, 2211 nt
Organism: Penicillium manginii
Lineage: Eukaryota; Fungi; Ascomycota; Eurotiomycetes; Eurotiales; Aspergillaceae
Gene: somA
Product: putative cAMP-dependent protein kinase pathway protein (Som1)
Exons: 5
Coding region: 1-2211 (736 amino acids)
Biological process (GO): positive regulation of transcription by RNA polymerase II
Cellular component (GO): nucleus
Molecular function (GO): protein binding
Source: RefSeq, a predicted model, not a curated record